This is a messenger RNA of Aspergillus melleus, 306 nucleotides long. RefSeq lists its product as uncharacterized. Lineage: Eukaryota; Fungi; Ascomycota; Eurotiomycetes; Eurotiales; Aspergillaceae. The record is from RefSeq and is a predicted model, not a curated record. The transcript has 2 exons. Bases 1 to 306 code for a protein of 101 amino acids.
AUGCGAUUCUCCGGUCAAUACGUUUCGGUGCUGUGUCUUCUCGUCACGAGCGCGCUUGCCAUCAACCCGGACAUCCCUCACGAUGAGAACUACGGGAUCGGAAGCCCCCAUGGCAUAGACAAGGGUAACACCAUAUGUCUGGGGCAAUGCACGCCCAAUCCGGCGGAGCUGUCUUGCAAGGCGCCAGUGUUCAAGAAAGACAAAGGGUGUUUCGUCUGCUGUCUUUCGGAUGAUAAUUUGGAUGACUUCGACAAGCAAAUUCCGGAUGAUCCGAUUGGAAAGGGCUCCCUGCCAUUUGAGGCUUGA